AUGGCGGCAGCAUCAUCCAAAGAAAGGGAGCUACAGCUGUUAGACAGUGUGGAGCUUAAGAUACUGAACGUUGCCAACAAAGAGAAGAAGUUACACGAGCUUCUGCAGCGAUAUUUACCGCCUGUUCUUGUCAAGGCGGGCAGUGAGCAUGCCCCAGUUCGAGCCAAGGUGGUACAAAUCUUUUCCAGGCUAAAGACAUUCAUCCAGCCUCCUGAGAUCAUUCUUCCAGUGGGCGCGCUUCUUGAACAGUACAAGACCAGCGACUCCCCACUAGUCAAGCAACUUGACAUCUCAGGCAUUCAGCAUAGUAUAGAACGUCUUGACGACUAUGAGCGAAAGGAGCUUAUUCCUAAGGCUUUAUCAGGCUUCUCCAAAGAUGAAGGGUUUGCACGAGCUGGACCAUUCUUCAACAUUAUCCUCCGUCUUCUGCUAGAUGCCCGGAUACCCCCAAGAGGCAGCAAAGAAGACACUGAAUAUCGAGAAGUAAUCGGACUAUCAGAUGAGGCUGAUGCGAAGUUCCUUGCCAAGCAUAUUAGUAUCUUCUUACGACUACGAAACCCUACUCAAAACCUGACCUGGACAACCGCAAACCCGACUCUGACCAAGUCUGAGCUCGAGUCACUUGCCGUGGAGAGCCCUGAGUCACAGAAGGUCUUUGAGAGACUCGCAGAACUAAAACUCAAGCUUGUUGCAUUGCUUGCGAGCGGUGCUUUUACGGAUGAGGAAAAGUUCCUGCCUGCGCUCUAUGCUGCGUCAAGUUUCGAUAACAGAUUGGUGUCCGCGGCUGAGGAGGUACUAAAGCGAAGCUCCGUUUCCAUGGAAGAUGAGAGCCUAGUCAAACGUCUAUUCCACGCUCACUCGAUACUACCGCCCACAUACCGAACUCGUAUUCUAAACAUGCUUUCCAAAUCUACCAUCUCAGCAACAAUGUCUGAGGACAUCAUGGCUGUAGUCAAGCUCAACUUUUCAACGCAGGAUCAGACUUCGGAUUCCCUAACCCAGAGUUUGCUACCGAAGAGCGCGCUUGAGCAGACGAAACUUCACACUGCCACGUUUCAGUUUCUUGCCUGGGUCGCUCGCGUUGGACCGUCACAGAAAGGAUUCGACAUAGCCGUUCCCCUUAUUGACACUAUGAGCGGUUUCAUUGAGGGUAGUGGCUGGCCUGCUCCGGAACGGACAUCACACGACGACAUUGCACUGAGAUCCAAAGCAUACGAGACGAUAGGCGUACUCGCGAGAAGCGCGGAAAUGCCCAUCGAGAGGCGCCUGCAACUUGCCGGCUGGCUAUUCAAGUCCUUGUCUGAAGAUCCUACCGCAGAUGCUAUUGUCAACAUUGACGGCGCUCUUUCUAGCUUGACAACCAAUAUUCCUGCCACUGCAGGCAGCAAAUCUAACGAGCUAAAGAAAAUGCUGUUGACAUACAUGUCUCUUCCAGAUGAACCUCCUGCUGUCCGGAGUACUCGCCAUGCUGUGGUCAAGUGGGCCAACCAGUGCCUCUCGUUCUCUGAUAUUCUAGGCCGCUGGAUUGAUAUCCUGGCGAUUGGGGCCCAUCAAGACGAGAGGAGUGAUGUUGUUGAGCAGGGACAUAAAGGUCUUGACCCCUGGACCUACCACGCACACGCCGAGGCCAGUCCCGCCUUGCCGGAUUGGAAGGAAAUGACGGCUACUUUCUUUGGUUCUCCAAUUAGUCCGGACACAUACACAGAGACUGCAGCCCUUCCUGAUUUGAUUGAGAAGUCGCAUUCUGUGUUCGAGAAUUUCCAAGGACCAAAAAUGGCUGCGUUCCCUGUUUCUCUCCGGUAUUGUAAGCACAUCAUGUUCCUGACAGCCCUCGAAGACUUCGAAGUCGAACCAUCCUGGAUGCAGACUCUCGAUGCACGAGUGAAAACAGACAUAAAGACGCGUGAGAAGAUUCUUGAGUAUCUACACACAGUCGACAGCGGUUUUAUAGUCUUCUACUUGAAGACAUGCCUCGAAGGUGCCUAUGUCAGAGACUCACCUAUUACAGAGGAAUGUCUUCGAUGCUUCGUGGAGGUGGCAUCACUCAGCCCCGGUGGCGCACUUGGAUACUUGACUGAGUUUAGUGAUGGCCUGUUAAACUUGGUCAAGUCUAACAACAAGGAAAUCCGAUCACUCACUGCUAGAGCCCUAGGCAUUCUCGUAUCGCACCUUGCAAACAACCCUGCCAUGAUCGAGAACUGUCGUAAGACUUUGGCUAUAUUGUUCGAGAACGCUGAAAAGCUAGUCGGGCCCGAACUUAAUGCUGCUGAGGGAGGACUGUUGGCGUACAGUUAUGUCUGCUCGCGCAGUGUUUAUUACGGACAGACUGUGCCUGAAGAUAUUGAAUACCCUAUGCAUUUUCUCACAGGUGAGAACGUUGCCUCAUCCCUUUACGAUACUGCACUGGAGGCCUUCGCUCAAUUGUGGACUGCUGGUCUCGCUAUCCCCAAGCGUGAUGGUGAUCACCCCCUCGAGACAGUUAUCAACAAACUUAUCACUCCGGCAAAGAAAGGAAAUGAGAAGGCAAUUCUGGCCCUUGGAAGACUGGCUGCAGGGCUCAGUGAAAGCGAAGAAGCUGCGAAUGAAAAUGACGAUGGCUGGUCACACGGCACUAUCGGCAAUAUCCUCAAGGAACUCUUCACCCUACACGAAAUCAAACAAGUCGAGAUUCAAUUUACCGUGGGAGACGCAAUCACUGCAACUGUAGCGCGGUGGGAAUCCGACUAUGUCAAACUGACACUUGAUGUCGAGUCUCGAGUCAGCCUCCAGAAGCGUAAUGGAUCUCGCGGCCCACUUCUCACAGCUGUCCUCAACAAGAUCUUCGCAGACUGCAAAGCUACCAAGCCAUCGUUGCUCAAGGCGUCUGGAAUCUGGCUUUUCUGCAUCGUGCAGUACUGCUCGCACUUAGAUGAGGUGCAGUCACGGCUGCGAGAAACUCAAGCUUCAUUUAUGAGACUUCUUAGUGCACGCGAUGAACUUGUACAAGAGACCGCCUCACGUGGUUUAUCUUUGGUCUACGAGCGUGGUGAUGCGGAUCUGAAGAGUGCCCUUGUCAAGGAUCUAGUAUCUGCCUUCACCGGAACUAGUACACAGCUCAAAGUUGAUCAAGAAACGGAGUUGUUCGAGCCAGGAGCCUUGCCAACUGGAGAGGGCAGCUCCAUCACUUCUUACAAGGACAUCGUCAACCUUGCCAACGAAGUUGGUGAUCAGAGGCUUGUGUACAAGUUUAUGUCUCUUGCUGCAAAUGCUGCAACUUGGUCAACACGAUCUGCUUUUGGUCGCUUUGGACUGAGCAACAUUCUCUCGGAGUCGGAGGUCGACCCUAAGCUAUACCCUAAGCUCUACCGUUACCGAUUCGACCCUAAUCACAAUGUCCAAAAGUCUAUGGACGAUAUUUGGAGGGCACUUGUCAAAGACUCGGGUGCGGUUCUCAGUACACACUUUGAUGCGAUUUUGGAUGAUUUGUUGAAGAGUAUCCUGGGACGCGAGUGGCGCAUGCGAGAAGCAAGCUGCGCUGCCGUCUCUGAACUGAUCCAAGGCCAGCCAUUCAACAAAUAUGAGAAUCGUUACCGUGAUAUCUGGACAUCGGCAUUGAAGGUACUUGACGACGUCAAGGGCUCUGUGCGAGAAGCUGCCUUCAAGCUGUGCAGAACUCUAUCUAAUACCCUUGUCCGACAACUCGAGGAGGGCACUAACGGAUCAUCUGUCCAAUCUAUGAUGAAAGAGGCCCUGCCUUUUCUUCUUUCCGACAAAGGCAUCGAAAGCUCCGUCAAGGAAGUACAAGCUUUUGCUGCCAUCACCGUUAUCGAGCUCACCAAGAAAGGCGGCAAGGCUCUCCGACCCUUCGUUCCAGAAAUGGUCCCUCAGCUCCUCGGCCUGUUGAGCUCUAUUGAACCUGAACAAAUUAACUGGCACUACCAGAGAGCUGGUGAGGAUAGCCGAGAUCAGAUUGAUAAGAUCCGGUCGCAAAUGGUGAACCGAUCCCCCAUUUCCGAGGCCAUCGAAAAUUCCCUUCGAUUUAUUGAUGCUGAUGUCAUGGCCGAGCUUGCACCUCGACUGGAGGCCACUAUCAAGACGGCAAUUGGUAUGCCUACGAAGAUUGGAUGCAGCCGAGUGCUGACAACGUUGUUUACACGCCAUACAAACGACGUUAAAGCCUUCGGUAACAGGUUCUUGCAAGUUAUGGAGAAGCAAACAAUGGACAAGAAUGACGAGGUCAGCCAGGCGUAUGCUCGUGCUACCGCAUACAUGCUGAGGGCCGCGUCAGACUCAGCCAAGACUCGGUUUUGCAAGAAGUUCAUUGAUAUGUACUUUGAAGCAGAAGAAGAGUCACGUCGUCAAAAGACUGCAGAUGUGAUUGUGGCGCUCGCUAAGGUCUCGCCCGACCACUUCACUGCUCUCGAGACGAAGCUGCUUCCUUUUUCGUACCUGGGUUCUCAUGAUACGGAUGAGUACACCAGAAAGGUGUUCAAGGAGGUCUGGGAUCAACAUGCUGGAAGCGGUCGCACUGUUGUUCGAUACGUCCCCGAGAUUGUAACUCUCGUGGAGAGUUGCUUGGACACAGCGCAAUGGGCGCUUCGACACGGCGGAGCUUUCACUGCUGCAGCCAUGGUGUCUGAUGUUGCAAGUGCAAGCGACGCCAGCGGUCAAAUCAGUGAUGCAAACCUGGCCAAGAUUUGGCCUGUAUUCGAGAAAACAUUGGCCUUGAAGACGUUUGACGGCAAAGAGAAACUUCUCGAGGCUUACCCUCAAUUUGUCGAGAAAGGACGAAAUCUUUGGAUGUCUGACUCCAAGAUUGCUGCACAAAUGAAGAAGAUCGCUCUUCGAGAGGCAAAGCGUAACAACGACGAGUAUCGUGUCCAUGCAUUCCGUUGUCUCUGGAAAUUUGCAAAGGCCAGGGAUGAUCUCGACCUACUCGAUGAGAUCGCGGAAAUCGUUACGCCUUACCUCGAGGAGUUGAGGGGCGAGGAUGAAAAUGAGGACAAGAUGGAUAUUGACACCAAGGACGGUUCCAAGGAGCAACUCACAGAGAAAACGGCAACAAACGGCUUCGAGGCAGUUGCUCGUGGGUACAACCGCAACACCAUCAAACAGGACUCUCUCCCAAUCCUGACCAAGAUUCUCAACAUCCUAAAGCCCUUCCUAUCAAGCCCAAACUUCGUUCUGAUCAAGCGUCAAGUAUGGUACGAAUGCGUACGCGAUCUCAUGGACGAUGCCAAGUCUUCGUCUUCAGCGCCCAACGACGAGGGUGCUGUGGCUCUGACAUAUCUGAUGAGCCUAGAUAUCGACCUGGUUGACACUGGUACUGAGGCGCAGAGGAUCAUGCGAGCAAAGGCUGUGGGUGCAGUUUUGAAAGCCAAGGGCAGGGGUGUAUUUGGCCAGGGAGGUCCUGACGGUGCUCAGUUGAAGACGAUGGUUAGCAAAGCUUUGGAAGCUGAGAGGUCUUUGGACGUGCAGAGGGUGCUAAGAGAUAUUCUUGUUGAGAUGGAAUGA
This is a messenger RNA of Fusarium sp. VM40, 5493 nucleotides long. The record is from the annotation of a GenBank genome assembly. NCBI's taxonomy places the organism in Eukaryota, Fungi, Ascomycota, Sordariomycetes, Hypocreales, Nectriaceae.